AUGCGUCGCGCGGCGCGAGAGACGAUAUACGCCCUCGCCACCGCGCGCGGGCGCGCGGGCGUGAGCGUCGUGCGCGUGAGCGGGCCGAACGCGCGCGACGCGCUGCGGCUGACGAGACCGCCGGGAGGCGCGAAUUCGAGCGACGGCGCCGCGACGGCCGCGGAGCACGGACGGUUGCGGUUGGUUGAGUUCGCGCGAGGCGACGCGGCGCGCGACGAACCGCCCAUCGAUGUGGGAUUUGUCGCGGUGUUCGCGUCGCCGAGGUCGUUCACGGGAGAAGAUGUGGUAGAAUUACACGCGCACGGUUCGGCCGCGGUGCAGCGCGCGCUCAUGGACGCGCUGGGGACGUUGGAUAAUUUUCGCGUCGCCGAAGCCGGGGAGUUUUCGAGGCGAGCGUUUAGAAACGGGAAGAUGGAUUUGACGCAGGCUGAGGGGUUGGCGGAUCUCUUGGACGCGGAUACGGAGGCGCAGAGACGACAAGCGAUGAUGUUGUCGCGGAACGCGGCGCAGAGAUCGAUGUAUGAGACUUGGAGGAAAGAGUUGUUGACGUGCGCCGCGUAUUGCGAGGCGGCUUUAGAUUUCGGCGAGGAGGAGGAUAUAGCGAGCGACGUGGUGGAGAGGAAAGUGCGCGAACGCGUCAAGGCGCUUCGCGAUACGUUACAAAAGUAUUUAGACGCACCCGCGCGUGGGGAGCUGAUUCGUCGGGGCGUGCGCGUCGCCCUCGUGGGCUCGCCUAACGUGGGCAAGAGUUCGAUGCUCAACGCGCUCGCCGGCCGCGACGCCGCCAUCGUUUCGCCGCACGCGGGGACGACUAGAGACGUCCUAGAGGUGUCUCUCGAGCUCGGUGGGUACAAGGUCAUCGUCAGCGAUACUGCCGGUCUUCGUGAGACCGAAGACGACGUGGAAAAGCUUGGCAUCGCUCGAGCGCUCGAGCGAGCCGAAGACGCCGACGUCGUCGUCGCCCUCGCGGACGCCACUAACGACGCAUCCAACAUCGAUCUCAAGGCGCUCAAUUUAUCGAAAAAGACAAUCGUUAACGUAUGGAACAAAUCCGACGCGCUGAGUGACGGACAAACGCGCGAGUUGAUGGAGAUUGAAAACGAAACCGCCGCGGAUGGCUACGAAACCGCCGUCGUGAGCUGCCUCACCGGCGCCGGUCUCGACGGUUUCAUCUCGACUCUCACGCGCAUCGUCGCUCAAAAGUGCACGAUCGGCGAUGACGCAUCCGACGCCAACGAUUCCACCCUCGCCAUCACGCGUUCGCGCCAUCGAGUCAACCUCGCUCGGUGCGUCGCUUCGCUCGACGCCGCCGUCGCGCGCGCUCGCGCGUCCUCCGCCUCCGCCUCCGCGCUCGAGCUCGAGGCCGAGGAGUUAAAGCUCGCGGCGCGCGCCCUCGGUCGCGUCACCGGCGCGUACGACGUGGAAGACGUCUUAGACGUCGUCUUUCGCGAUUUCUGUGUAGGAAAGUAG
Ostreococcus lucimarinus CCE9901 is the source of this 1470-nucleotide messenger RNA. RefSeq lists its product with no specific name. The record is from RefSeq and is a predicted model, not a curated record. Gene Ontology annotation, molecular function: protein binding; GTPase activity; GTP binding. The coding region runs from base 1 to 1470 and encodes 489 amino acids. Lineage: Eukaryota; Viridiplantae; Chlorophyta; Mamiellophyceae; Mamiellales; Bathycoccaceae. Gene Ontology annotation, biological process: tRNA wobble uridine modification; tRNA methylation. Gene Ontology annotation, cellular component: cytoplasm. The transcript has 2 exons.